AUACCCUGUAAUAUUUAAGCCUUAAUCUUUAAUAUUUAAGCCUUUGCCAAUGCCAAUGCCUUUAAAAGAGUUUUCAAAGAUUAAAUAUCUCUUAAGCUGUAUUGCGCUUCCCACACAAGAAUCGCAAAGUUAGGUAAAGAUGUAAUCCAGUAAAUUAUAAAGCCUCCAGUGUGUAUGUGGUGUCAGUUAAGCUUUUGUUUUGCUAUUGUAUUAUUAUUGUUGACUUUUUACUUUGCGCCACCUUUUUUGGGCACAUUGAAAACGGCGACGUCGGCGUUGGGGGCUCGUUAAGCUUGAUUGGCGGUCGCGUCUUUUUGUUUUGACCAUUUCAAACGGAUUUUCUGCAAUCUGGCCAAAAUGCUGUGAAUGCGUGUUGUCAUUAGUUGACCACAGGCGGCAUGUCAAAUGGCAAAUGAUUUGUGGAUUGCAGCGGCUGCGACAAGUGAACCGAGCGAAGCCACAGACACGAGUGUCGAAGUGCUAUCGUCUAGGGAGUACCACAGCAGCAAUUAGUUUUACAUAACCUGGCCCAAUGAGCGCGCCUCCGUAUCGUGAUCAAGGAAAGUUGUCACAAUCGAUACAGCGAAAUCGUGUGCGUUUCUCACAUGGAAAGUAAAUUUUGGCCACUAAAAUAAACUGGGUUCUACAUAGCGCGCCCAUUUGGGUCAUUCGAAAUCACGAUUAUGCCACCUUAGCUUAUAAAAGCCCGCCCACACAUGGCUCGAUCAGUUAGUGAUUGUCAAGAAUGUCAACCAAUUGGACGUAUUUGCUAAUUGUCAGCUCUACCCUGCUGCUGCUGCUAGGUAAAGCCUGUGCGGACGUGGCUCACUUCUUUGCGGCACCCUCUGAGUUUGGCAGCUACUUGCAUGGGCAGGUGCCCUUCCAGCUGGCGCUGCCUCAAUAUGGACCAGCUGCCGCAAGUCCUGUGACCCCAGCGCCUGUGGCUCCUGUAGCGCCUGCCACCACGGAGCUCAGCCUGCCGGAGAUAAUUGAUAAUCGCAGCAAUGUCAAGAGUCUCAGCCAGGCACAUGGCAAUUUCAUACCCCUGAGCCAGCAUUAUCUGCCACCGAGCAACGAGGAACGUCCCAGCUAUGAGAGUCCGAAGCCCAGCGAUGAAUUCGCUGGCUACUAUUAUCCACAGCCCAGUGCCAGCAGCACCACACGGAUUCCCUCGACAACAACAACGCCGCGUCCCAUCGUUGUGCAGGAACCCGGCGAGGAUAACGACGAUGAGCAACUGCCCGCCGCUGGCUACGAUUACCAUGCACCGCCGCAACGUCCCUCGACGCCAGCGCCCGUUUAUCUGCCGCCAGCGGAGAGCAGCACACAGCAUCAGCAGCUGAGAUUGCGCAUCAAGGACAUGCGCUGCCUGCAGGCUGGCUACUUUAGAGCAAUCCUCAAGCUGGACAGCUUUGUAGGCGCCGCACCGGUGCUGGACAACGACUACGACGAGUUGCCGGACAAGCAUUGCGAGCUGAAGCUAUCGCGCAGCUAUCUGCUCCUGGACAUAGCCGGCACAGACUUUGAGCGCUGCGGAGUGCGCAACUGCGGUCAGGACUUGUGCUUGCGACUGCGUUUCCCUACCAUACGUGGACUGCGCACUGGCGGAGACUCCAUCCUGACGCUGCACUGCAAGACGCAGGAACGUGUGGCAGUCAAGACGCACGCAUUGAAAAUGGGCGUGGCUAAUGAUGUCCAGGCACGCAGCGUUGGCAGCUAUGCCCAUGGCGGCACUCAGAAUGCCUUUCGCACCCACGUGGAGCUCUUAAGACGUGGCAGCAACGGCUAUACGCAGCAUCUGGAGAGCAACGGUGCCGUGCAGCUGGGCGAGGAACUGUUGCUGCGUGCACAUGUGUUGGCCGGCGAUGGCUGGAACUACACGAAGCUAAGUGACGUACAGCUGCAACGCAUUUCAGCUGGUGGCGAGCUUUUGAAUAGCGCUCAGCUGAUCACGCCGCGUGGCUGCCUUAACCCAGCCAUGCAGAGCAUAUGCGCGCAUGCGCCCAGCGCGGAGCAGCCGUUGGGCCAGCGACUGCAGUUCAGAGCCGUCAUGUUUCCGGGUAUGCACAGCGGCGAUGUGCUGGUCAUGUCCAUGCGCAUAACGGGCUGUCUGGAGCGCGAGGAUUGCCAGCUGACGGCGCAGGACUGCCAACCAGGCGUAGCCCAGCGACGACGACGGGACACCGAUCUCCAGCCACAUACCAAUGGCACAGAGGCAUCUGAACUUUCUCGCAUCACGUUCAGAGUGAUUAUGCCGCACAUGGAGCUGCAGGAGCAGCCAGCGAAUGUAAUUGACUUGGACACUGCGAACGUGACUGAUAGCUCCAAGUCAUUGGCAUUGUUUGGAAGCGUCGGCUUUGUGGUGCUGCUGCUGGGUGUCGCUGUCGUAGCACUUUACAAAAUGGGCAAAUAGAUUGAUGACGAUUG
Messenger RNA from Drosophila hydei, 2427 nucleotides. RefSeq lists its product as uncharacterized. Lineage: Eukaryota; Metazoa; Arthropoda; Insecta; Diptera; Drosophilidae. The transcript has 4 exons. The record is from RefSeq and is a predicted model, not a curated record. Bases 746 to 2413 code for a protein of 555 amino acids.